CCGCGAUUUCAUUCAGUACACCGACGACCGUAGUGCCGGUAAGAUCGACUUCGAAUUCCCUUCUUCAUUCGGUGUCCCGUAGACGACUUUCGCGCAAGUUGUAUACGCUGUGCACACCUUUCUAUCCGUGUUCCUCCGUACACCGGGGACGCGAGUGAAUUCUCUAACGGGAACUCCACGCCGGAACAACUGUUUGCUACUUCCUUUUCCACCGAUAGAACCACCGGAUUUACGAACAGAUUUCAGAUAAUCUUGAAACUCGCGAGGACGUCAUUCGACCGUAGCAACGCCCUUCCUUUCUCCCCGAAGGGAAGAUAGCACACACGCGUUGGAAGCGAGCUAUGACAUCCUGAUCGAUCGUCUUCGAAUCCCAGAAGAGAGCCGCGGAAACGCAUUACGUUCGGCACGGUUUUAGAAAAAAAUUCGUUCUUGGCGAAAAACGCGAGAGCCAUGUCGUUCCUCAGAUCCGCCGGGGAUCUGAUCGGAUUUCUGAUCCUGACCGUAGUUUGCAUCUUCGAGACGAUCAUCAAGAUGUUCAUCCCGACCAAAUACAAGAUGAAGAGCAUCGCCGGAGAGAUCGCUCUCGUUACGGGAGGUGGUGGAGGUCUAGGGAGGCUAAUAGCUCUUAGGCUAGCCAAUCUUGGCGCCAUCGUAGUCAUCUGGGACGUUAAUAAGGCCGGCCUCGAGGAGACGGUGAAGCUGGUACAAACCGCAGGUGGCACCUGUUACGGUUACGCUUGCGAUUUAUGCGAUCGAGAGGAUGUUUACAAGAAGGCAAAAAUCGUCGAGAAAGAAGUUGGAAAUGUGACAAUUUUGAUAAACAACGCUGGCGUGGUGAGCAACACGAAGUUUCUGGAUACGCCGGACAAACUCAUUAUCCGAACGAUGGACGUGAACGUGAUGAGCCACUUUUGGACGACGAAAGCGUUUCUGCCUGCUAUGAAGGAGAGUAACCACGGACACAUCGUUAGCAUCGCCAGCUUGGCCGGGCACAUUGGGGUGCCGAUGUUGGUGGAUUAUUGCACAUCCAAGUUCGCAGCUAUCGGAUUCGAGGAGGCCCUUCACAUGGAGUUGGCGGCUGAGGGUUACAACAUCAAGACGACGGUGAUAUGCCCGUUCUUCAUUCGAAGCACCGGCAUGUUCGGAGACGUGUCGCCCAGAUUCGUGCCGAAGCUCAGCCCGAACGAAGUCGCGGAUAGAAUCAUUACGGCUAUCAGGUGCAACGAUAAAAUAGCAGUGGUUCCUGGUUACCUUUACAUCCUGCUCGUUUUGAAAUGGGCCUUCCCAUGGGCCUGCGCGGGCAUGUUCAUACGAGGUUUAAUGUCAAACUCCACGAGUUGCAAUAAUUCACCGAAACAGGUCGAGAAACCAAAAGCCGAUGAGAUCAUUCCCACCAAAAUAUCCAAGGACUUCGAUACCUCGGUUAUCCAUCAAGAACUGACUAGACGUAUUUCCAGUUCCGAGAGGAAACCCUAAUUCAUAUCUAAAAUGUUAGUGUCCACGAUUUAACAGAUAGAUACGCAUGUAAGUAAUUUAAGAGAAAAACUCGGAGUACGUAACGAUCAUUGCGAAACGCGCAACAAAAAACUGGUUUCUAGAGGUAUACGCCUUAACAUCGGCUGCGCGCGAAUGCGCACGGCCAGCGCGGCGGAAAGGUCUCCAGACUAAAUGAAUGCGCGGGUGCUAAAUCCACUUGAAAAGGUCGACCAAAUCUUGUGGAACCCGAUUCGCCGGUUUGUUUAUCCUCCAGCGCGCACCAGAUAAUAAAAAGGACCUUUCCAAGUGGAUUUUUGAUUGAUGCGCUGCCGCGCAUUGCAUAGAUCUGUAGUCGGCCUUACAACUUGUAUUAUGUAGAACGUGUCGAAGAAAAAAGCUGUUAUUCAUAGUGGUGAAUCGUUACGCAAAAAUUAAACGGAUCUCGUUGAACGAGAAGUGGAAAGUGUUAGAAUUAUAUUUCACAGGGACACGUAUCUGAUUGAGAAACAGCAAUUAAGGUUUUUUAAGAGCCCAAAGUUCUCUUUGCGGAGCGGAGGCAGCGUUUGCAGAAUGUACAAAUGAAUAAAACAAUAGUAUACGCGCCUCUGCGAUGUAGGAAACAGUGACGCGAGUGAAUAUAUUUUUUAAGACACGCGCUGGAACUUAAUCGUGAUCGAGCGCAGCACAAUUUCAAUUUAUCGUAAUGAGGUUCCACAUUUAGUUAUUUCAGCGGUACGAGUAAGAAACACUGGGUCCAAACGACGCAGGUACAAUUUUUGUAAUCGGUAUGUGAUACGAGUAAUUGUAUGUACUGUAAGAUAGGGAUAGCGUAAGCAUCUAUUUUCAUUUGCAAUUUUUUUCAACAUUGUGGUUGCAGAGAAGAAUAAACAAAAGUAUGUACAUAUAUUUAUCGAGACCGAAUGUAAUAAAAUCGACGAGUUGUCCGGCGGACAAUUCGCAACAAAUCGUCAUGCAAGGGAAAUAAAGUCUGUUGUGUAA
Ceratina calcarata is the source of this 2475-nucleotide messenger RNA. Its product is annotated as estradiol 17-beta-dehydrogenase 11-like. The record is from RefSeq and is a predicted model, not a curated record. NCBI's taxonomy places the organism in Eukaryota, Metazoa, Arthropoda, Insecta, Hymenoptera, Apidae. Gene Ontology annotation, cellular component: lipid droplet. The transcript is spliced from 8 exons. The coding region runs from base 451 to 1476 and encodes 341 amino acids. Gene Ontology annotation, molecular function: oxidoreductase activity, acting on the CH-OH group of donors, NAD or NADP as acceptor.